Messenger RNA from Sinocyclocheilus grahami, 2081 nucleotides. Its product is annotated as solute carrier family 22 member 7-like. Gene Ontology annotation, biological process: transmembrane transport. The transcript is spliced from 10 exons. Gene Ontology annotation, molecular function: transmembrane transporter activity. The coding region runs from base 1 to 1650 and encodes 549 amino acids. Lineage: Eukaryota; Metazoa; Chordata; Actinopteri; Cypriniformes; Cyprinidae. The record is from RefSeq and is a predicted model, not a curated record.
AUGAAGUUUGAAGAUCUUCUCUCAGAAAUGAAUGGAUUCGGAUGUUUCCAGAAGAUGGUCCUGUGCAUCAAUUUCUUUGGGCGAUUCAGUCUUGCGUGUCAUUUCUUGUUAGGCAACUUUAUUGCUGUUAUCCCCUCUCACCAUUGCAGCAUCAGCUCUCUGGAUGCUGAUGAGAUCUUUGAGAACCUGACUCAGGAGGAGAGACUGAUUGUCAGUAUUCCAGUGCAGGAAGAUGGGACUUCUGCUUCCUGUCACAUGUUCUCUUAUCCUCAGCUCCACCUGCUGUCAAACUCCUCCAGCCCCUCAGAGGCUGCUGCAGUCCAGUGUCAGAAUGGAUGGGAGUAUGACAACAGCACGUUCAUCAGCACUCUCGCCACACAGUGGGAUCUGGUAUGUGAUAACAAAGGUCUGAAUAAAGCUGUGACCUCCAUCUUCUUUGUCGGAGUGAUGUUUGGAGCAGCUUUUUUUGGAGGCAUGAGUGACAGAUUUGGCCGUAAGCCGAUGCUGCUGGUGUCCUGUAUAUCAGGAAUGGCUUUUGCAUUGGCCAGCAUCUUUUCUUCCUCCUUCAUCAUGUUUGCAGUGCUGAGAUUCUUUAGUGGAUUCACUAUCACUGGCAUCGCUAUUGUCUCAACCGUACUCAAUGUGGAGUGGGUGGACAUUAAGCACAGGAGGCUUGUAUGUAUAAUUGACAGUAUGGCAUGGUCUGUUGGGAGCACCUCAUUGUCUCUUAUUGCAUUCUGUAUCAGAGACUGGAGAUGGCUGACAGUGGCUGUCACUUCACCUUUACUGCUAUCCACAGUCCUCUGGUGGUGGGUUCCAGAGUCGGCUCGAUGGCUGAUAGCCAAUGGCAAGGCUGAAAAAUCUCAUUAUUAUCUUCAUAAAUGUGCUGUCAUGAACUGCAAGGAGGAAGUUAUCUCAAAAAUCAAACCUGAGGCACUCUCAAUAAUAGUUACGGAUGGGGGAAAGAAAAAUUAUUCAUACCUGGACCUUGUCAGAACCCCUAAGAUGAGGAGAUUGGCUCUGCUCACAGGAACCAUAUGGUUUUGUGUUGCCACUAUGACCUAUGGUAUAAGUCUCAACAUCACAGGCUUUGGGCUAAAUAUGUACCUCACUCAGUUUGUGUAUGGAGCCAUUGAGAUUCCCUCUAAACUGAUGGUAUAUUACCUGCUGGAGAAGAUUGGCAGACGUAAAACUGAAGCAGGAGCUCAGCUGUUGGCUGGAAUCAGCCUCAUGAUUAACAUAUUCAUACCCAAAGAUCAGUGGGUUGGUCGUACUGUGGUGGCAGUACUGGGUAAAGGUUUCGCAGGUGCUGCUUUUUGUACAAUUGUAUUAUACAGCUCAGAGCUUUACCCGACUGUCCUCAGGCAAAACGGGAUGGGCUAUAACUCGUUCCUGGGCCGGCUGGGUGUGUCUGUGGCUCCUCUAGUCCUGCUAUUGGACAGUUUCUGGGGCCAUUUAUCUCAGACCAUCCUGUGUUCUGUGGCACUCAUUGCUUCUCUGGUGGCCUGGCAGUUACCCGAGACACGAGACAGGUGUCUACCUGAGACUAUAGAGGAUGUCGAGGGUACUGGGAAAAGUCUCAUUAAAGAUCAUGACAAGCGGGAGGAUGAGGAGAAAAUGACAAUGAAUGGACACACUGAGGAGCACUGAGAUUGUGUGCACAUUCAAUCUUAAAUUUUACCCAAGUUGUUUAGUGUUCAGAGUUCAGAUCCCAGUAAAUGCACACAAAAACAAAAUAAAAAUAAAAUCAAAACUUGAAAGAACAAUUUCAAAGUUUGUUUAAAAGGUUUUAUUAGUCCCACAAGGAUUUACAACUUUCUCCAGUGACAUGUAAUAAUUAUAGCUAUUUUAAAUGGAGGCAUGAAUGAAUAAAUGAAAAUCUGAGUUUGUGUUUGUGAAAGAGAGAAAAAGAAAAGAAAGAGCCUAUGUAUGUGUGACUUUUGUAUAACUUUUUUUUUUUAAGAUGUCAGUGGCCAUUUCUGAUUAUCAGAAUGCAUGCAAUGUGCAAUGACAUCUGCAUAUAUCUGACUAUGUGAAAAAUCUUUACACCUUACAAUUUUAAUAUGUAAAAAAAAUGUCUG